GGGGGCCACACAAUGCACCCGCGGUCCCGGCUCGGUGGCUGGUGCCGCCGCGACCCGCAGUGCCGGGGGAGGUGGGUGCACCGGGGGCUCUCCCGCCUUCAUCCAUGGGGCUGGGGGUGCCCCUUUCCUGAACGGGGCUUGAGGACCGGGCGAGGGGGUGCCCCCUUUUCUUUCUGCCCCCCUCCCCUUGCCUUUUCCGCCCCCAGGCUCUGCCCUUUCUCCCCCCGCUCCCCCACCGCUCCAUGCAGAGAUGGAGUUUGACUCGUACCAACACUACUUCUACGACCACGACGCCCAGGAGGAUUUCCACCGCUCCACGGCGCCCAGCGAGGAUAUCUGGAAGAAGUUCGAGCUGGUCCCCACGCCCCCCCUGUCUCCCCUGGGUACCUCCGGGGAGAAAGCCUGCUGCUCGGGGGCGGAGGAGCGCUCCGGCUGCCUCUCCCGCUACUGCCUGGCCGGGGAAGAGCCGGAGUACCUCAUAGGGACGGGGGAGAUCUUCGGGAACCUGAGCGCUUUCAUCCUCAAGGAUUGUAUGUGGAGCGGGUUUUCAGCCCGGGAGAGGCUGGAGAAGGCGAUGACAGAAAAACUUUCCACGAGCACACAGAGGGCCACCCCCCACAAGCCCUCCUUCGCGCAGGAUUUUGGGUUCAGCAGCUCGGUGAGCGAGUGCGUGGAUCCCGCUGCCGUCUUCCUUUGCCCGCUGGCCGAGAGCAAGAUCCCCGCAUCCUCGGGAUCCGAGGGCCAAAGCGAUUCUGCAGAAGGAGAGGAGAUUGAUGUGGUGACGGUGGAGAAGAGACAAUCGCUCAGCCUAAGGAAGCCGGUCACCAUCACGCUGCGUGCCGACCCCUUGGACCCCUGUAUGAAACGCUUCCACAUCUCUGUCCACCAGCAGCAGCACAACUAUGCCGCCCGCUCGCCGCCAGACGCCUGUCCCCCACCAGAGCCACCCCAGCAGGAUGAGCAUGAGCCACUGAGCGCUGCGGAGCCAGCCCCUGCCAUCACGCUGCCUGAGCCCGGCUUGCCAAAAGCCGGCAGCAGCCCCGGCUCUGACAGCGAGGAUGUGGCCAAGAGGAAAAACCACAAUUACCUGGAGCGCAAGCGGCGCAACGACCUGCGCUCGCGCUUCCUGGCCCUGCGGGACCAGGUGCCUGGCCUUGCCAGCUGUCCCAAGACGCCCAAAGUGGUGAUCCUGAGCAAAUCCUCAGAGUACCUGCAGUCGCUCAUCAGUGCUGAGAAGAGGAUGGCCGCCGAGAAGCGGCAGCUGCGGCUGCGGCAGACCCAGCUGCUCAAACGGAUUGCUCACCUCAAGGGGCACUAGCACCCAACGUGUCCCCCCUUCCCUGGUCCCCAUGACCCCCCUGGCUGCCUCUCAAUUUGCACAUUUUUUGGGUUUUAUUUUUUGGUUGGUUGGUGAACUGUUGGCCCCAGGGGGCUGGAGCACAUGGUGGUUGCUGCAUGUGGGGUGGCUGCAGUGGUGCUCCUAGCUGUGGGAAUGGGUCCACAGUGGGGGGCCCCCUCCAUGGCAUCGCCUGCCUGGGCUGAUUUAUUGGCACCGGGUGUUGCAAGAUUUUCCCUGUCCCGCCUGUGAAGCUUUCUCAAGUGACUUCUUCAACUCGCAGGCUCAAAUCUGUUCCCUGUCCCCGGCAGCCCCUGUACCCCUCUCUGCUGUUUGCCACCAACAGCAUCGCUCAGAGCUGCCCCUGGGCAUCCAUCUCACCCUAAAAAUCCCAAGCAACCAUGAUCUGCUUCGGCUCAGGGAAGCAGGCGGCGGCAGACGCAGAGCCCAGCACGAGGCUCGUCUCUGGAUGGGUCCCCAUGGAGAUGGCGACGGCAGGAUGCCUCACUCACCAGGGAUAACAGCACCAUGUGGGCGGUCCCCCUGCUCGGCUGGACCAUACCUCACUUUCUUACCACUUCACGCAGUAGCUUGUCUUGGAUUUUAUGUUCUAGAAACUGCUGCUGUAACUGCGAGUCUUAUACUGGAGGCUGUGUUUUUUUUAUACUGUAUUUUUGUACCACUUUUUGAGAAGUAUUGGUAAAGAGUUUGCUUUUUUUAUAUAUAUAUAUA
This is a messenger RNA of Phalacrocorax carbo (great cormorant), 2068 nucleotides long. NCBI's taxonomy places the organism in Eukaryota, Metazoa, Chordata, Aves, Suliformes, Phalacrocoracidae. The record is from RefSeq and is a predicted model, not a curated record.